Molecule: messenger RNA, 506 nt
Organism: Effrenium voratum
Lineage: Eukaryota; Dinophyceae; Suessiales; Symbiodiniaceae
Source: the annotation of a GenBank genome assembly
AGUGUCAGCGGCCCAAGUGGCGGGGGCGGGCGUCGGCGAACCUGUUUGGCUCCAGGACGUUUUCCCUAUGGAGGUCAAAGUGCUUUCCAAGACAGGAGUCACCGACGACGCUGUGCUGUCCAUCCGUGCGGGCACGGUCAGAAGGCAAGCACAGAUCUCGAGCGGCCGCCCGUUCCGAUUUCCGAAGAUCACUUUGGAGGAGAACCCGGUGAAGAUCGACAUUUUGCAGCAGGUUGGCACGGCAUACCUGGUGACCAAGCCCGGGGAGGACCAGUACAAAGUCAGCUUCGAAGGCGAGUUCAAUGCGGAGCUGGAGGUGCAGCUGAGCCAGAUGGACGGCAGCGAGCCGAAGGCGGAAGUGGAGGAUCGGAAGCAGGAGGCCGUCGCUAGCGCGAAGGAUGCGAAGGAGUACCUCGAGAACCACCAGGUGCUGCAGUUUGUGCAGGCGGUUCUGCAGACGGUCAUCAAGGAGAGGCCCUCUGACCCCUUUGAGUACAUGGCAAGGC